Vitis riparia (riverbank grape) is the source of this 1732-nucleotide messenger RNA. Its product is annotated as transcription initiation factor IIA subunit 1-like. Lineage: Eukaryota; Viridiplantae; Streptophyta; Magnoliopsida; Vitales; Vitaceae. The coding region runs from base 225 to 1406 and encodes 393 amino acids. The record is from RefSeq and is a predicted model, not a curated record. Gene Ontology annotation, cellular component: transcription factor TFIIA complex. The transcript is spliced from 11 exons. Gene Ontology annotation, biological process: transcription initiation at RNA polymerase II promoter; transcription by RNA polymerase II.
UGGUCCGCCUCUUCUCUCCUCUCUAUCCUCCUCCGCCGUUGUCCUCUCCUUCCUUUCUCUCUCUGCUUCCUCCACUCCCCCAAACCCCCAUCCUCUCGUUUCCGUGCUCCGUCUCUCAAUUUUCCCUCUAAUAUUUUCCUUCCCUAACUUUCCCGAGAAAAUCUCUUUCUUCUCUCUUAAUUCUUCGAAUCGGAGUUUGGGGAGGGAGAUUUCAAGAAUCGGGAAUGGCUGUUUCAUCAAUGACAAGCACGGUAUACGUCAGCGUUAUCGAAGAUGUCAUCAAUAAGGUCCGCGAUGAGUUCGUUAACAACGGCGGUCCUGGAGAGAGUGUUCUCAGCGAGCUUCAAGGAAUUUGGGAAAUGAAAAUGGUGCAAGCUGGUGUUGUAACUGGUCCGAUAGAGAGAUCCACUGCACCGAAGCAGACAAGUGGUGCCCCAGCCCCUACCCCUCCGGUCCAUGAUCUUAAUGUACCAUACGAAGGAACUGAGGAGUAUGAAACUCCUACAGCCGAGAUACUAUUUCCUCCGACACCAUUGCAGACUCCAAUUCAAACACCUUUACCAGGAAUGGGGGACAACUCGAUGUAUAACAUUCCUACUGGACCUACAGAGUAUCCUGCUGCACAGGAUGGUGGUGGAGCUACUGACAUGAAAUCUGGAAGACCACCUUCAUACAUGCCACCACCUUCCCCUUGGAUGCAACAAAGGCCUCCUCUCAGUGUCGAUGUUAACGUUGCUUAUGUGGAAGGUCGGGAUGAAGGGGACAGAGGAAACUCUCAGCAGCCCUUGACACAGGAUUUUUUCAUGAUGUCUUCUGGCAAGCGAAAACGUGAGGAUUUUCCAUCACAGUAUCACACAAGUGGAUACAUACCACAGCAGGAUGGAGCUGGAGAUCCUGCCCCGGAGGUUUUUGAAGUGGAGGUAAGUCAAGGGAGCAAUUCUAUCAAGGGGCAUGACAUACUCACCAAAGCGAAUAGAGAGAUAUUUCCGCAGGUGGCUGGAUCCUAUGUGAGGAUUCCUCAACUGGAUGGGCCAAUUCCUGAUCCUUAUGAAGAUGUGCUUUCUACACCCAAUAUCUAUAAUUAUCAGGGAGUCGUCAAUGAAGACUAUAACAUUGUGAAUACACCGGCUCCCAAUGACAUACAAGCUGGUACCCCUGCAGUUGGGAUACAAAAUGAUGUUGGAGAUGAUGAUGACGAUGAGCCACCCUUGAAUGAAAAUGAUGAUGAUGAUUUGGAUGAUGUGGACCAGGGAGAGGAGCUAAACACACAGCAUUUAGUUUUGGCUCAGUUUGAUAAGGUGACAAGGACUAAGAGCAAGUGGAAAUGCACACUGAAGGAUGGCAUCAUGCACAUAAACAAUAAGGAUAUUCUCUUCAACAAGGCAAAUGGAGAGUUUGAUUUCUGAUUUGCUUCAGAAAACUUCCUUGCCAUCAAGUGCCAGUUGCUUUUUGGAGAGUAAAUAUGGAAGUGUCACUGGGUGUUCCGUAAUUUUUCUUGAAUUAUUAUUAGUUAAGUGUAAGCUUGAGGGGAGAGGACGAGAUAUUUGAUGCUUCUGAUGUGGGUUGGAUGAUUGGCCAGUUGUACAUAAGGGAAGAGCUUUUUUUGGCCUCCAAAUGGAUGGAUGCUUGUGUUUCCCCAAGUUCACAUUUUCUCUGAUGGAACGUGUAAUUCCAUCGACUCUGUAUACUGACAUUUUGGUUAAUUUACUAAACAUUGCAUUGUUUGUUUACA